Microcebus murinus (gray mouse lemur) is the source of this 2058-nucleotide messenger RNA. The record is from RefSeq and is a predicted model, not a curated record. Lineage: Eukaryota; Metazoa; Chordata; Mammalia; Primates; Cheirogaleidae.
CCUCCUCCACGCUGUGGACAGUGAGGACUGAGGCCUUCGUCCGAGAGUCGAGGCCUCAGGUCAGCAGAGGGAGGCGUGCGAGGUCUUCUCAGCUGCCCUGGUGCUGCAUUGCUGGCCUCCUGUCUGCACUCUGGUCCGCUGUGCCUGAUCUCAGCCAUCAUGCCUCGGGGUCAAAAGAGUAAGCUCCGUGCUCGCGAGAAACGUCAGCAGAAGCGUGAUCAAUCCCAGGCUUUCAGGGGUCCUCAGGCCACUGCAGAGAAGGAAGAGGAGGGCCCCUCCUCCUCUCCCCCCACUUCUUGCUCUUCUCCUGUUUCUAGGGGUGGCCCCCCAAGCUCCCCUGCUGUCUUCAUUCCCCUGGGGUCUCAGGGAGCUCCACGCUCUAGCUCUCCUGAUGCAGGUGUAGCCUGCGCAAUGCCUGAUGAAGAUGCCAAGAGUCAAGAUGAGGAAACACCAAGCACCUCCCAGGCAGCAUCCUCCACUCAGAGCUCACAGAAAGAUCCUCUCACCAGAAAGGCGAGUAUGCUGGUGCAGUUCCUGCUGGAGAAGUAUAAAAAGAAGGAGCCCAUUCUGAAGGCAGACAUGCUGAAGGUUGUCAACAGAAAAUACAAGGAGCACUUCCCUGAGAUCCUCAAGAGAGCCUGUGAGCGCAUGGAGCUGGUGUUUGGCCUUGAGUUGAAGGGAGUGAAACCCGGCGAUCAGUUGUACACCCUUGUCAGUAAGCUGGGCCUCUCCACAGAGGGCUGUGUGAGUGGUAAUGGGGGGUUGCCUAAGUCGGGUCUCCUGAUGACGCUCCUGGGUGUCAUCUUCAUGAAAGGCAACCGUGCCACUGAGGAGGAGGUCUGGGAAUUCCUGAAUGCGUUGGGGGUAUAUGCUGGGAGGAGGCACUUAAUCUUUGGGGAGCCCCGGAAGUUCAUCACCAAAGAUUUGGUGCAGGAAAAGUAUCUGGAGUACCGCCAGGUGCCCAAUAGUGAUCCUCCAAGUUAUGAAUUCUUGUGGGGUCCCAGAGCCCGUGCUGAAACCAGCAAAAUGAAAGUCUUGGAAGUUUUGGCCAAGAUCAAUAACACCGUCCCUACUUCCUUCCCUAGUCUGUAUGAUGAGGCUCUGAGAGAUGAGCAGGAGAGAGCAGCAGUGAGGGCUGCAGCCAGGGCUGGCACUGCUGCCCAAGCCAGGGCACGCUUCGGGGCCAUGUCCUUGAGACCCCCCCACAUCUAGUGAGGUCUCAGGUAGAUUUUCCACUCAGAGCAGUGAACCUCUAAGUAGUCCAGAGUAGACGGGGCUGUGGGGAACAACAUGUAUAUCUUUUUCUUUUUCUCCUGUUACAAAUUAGUAACUUGUGGUUUUAACUUUUUCUUUCUUUGUUAACAGUUUUGAAGUGUUGUUCCCUUUAAGAUUUAUUUUGUUUCACGAUGUAACUUUCUUAAUGUUACAGAUGACACAUUUAUUGCUGUUUGUGAGGUUUAACACUAAGAGUUCUGUUAUUUUUAAACAAAUUGAAAAACCUUCAGUAUUUUCUUUUUACUAUAGAGCAAGGUAAUAUGGCAUUGUAAGAGGUAUUUCCAUGGAAAUGUGAAACAACUCCACUGGAAAAUAGUUUGAUCGCAAAAUGGUGUAACAGAUGUAAAAUCGUUUAUUUGUAGUUUUCCUACAGAGGAGUAACCUCUGUUUAUAUCCUUUUCUUUCUUUCUUAUUUUUUCAACGUUGUUCUUUUUAUUUAAGGGUUUAUUUUGCUUCUAAAUGUAAGACUAUCAAUGACCUGCAUCUCACAUCUAUUGCUCCUUAACAGUUACUUUUAAAGAGUUACACUUGAAAGUUAUAGUUUGGGUAUUUAUAAUACAAAUUCACAAACCAUUCACAUUUUCUUUAUGCUUCUGAACUACAUAAUCUGCUAAUGUAAUAGGGAUACUCAUGGAAAUGUGAGAGUAUCCCACAGUAAGAUACUUGGCAUGAUAUUAUGCAAAAACAAAUAGUAAAAACAGAAAUGUGAAAGUUGUAUAAUUCUUGGAUUCUCUCCUUUGUUAGAGUAUUACUUUUAAUAUAAAUAAAGACUAUUUGCAUUUA